AUGGUCUUCAUCAACAUGCACCUGCAGGGACACUUUAAAAUAACUCUCACUCCAGUAUAUGUUAGUGUUGUAUUAAGAUGCUGGUUUGUUGUAGUUGUCGUGAGCUCCAUCAGUGUGACAGGAUAUUCAGGAGGAGGAGUCAAGAUCACAUGCAAAUAUAAGACAAAAUAUGCACAAAAUGAAAAGUCUUUUUGUCGAGGUGAUCAGACUCAGAGGUCCACAUGCUCUGAACUCAUCAAGACUGAGACUAAAGAUAAAAGGGUUGAUUCUGGAAGAUUCUCUCUGUAUGACGACACAAGUUCAGCAGUCUUGAAAGUGACCAUCAGAGAUCUGAAUGAAGAGGAUUCUGGGACAUACUACUGUACAUUUGGUAAAACUAGAGGAAAAGAUUCCUACACUGAAGUGAAUCUGAAGGUUAUAAGAGAUGAUUGUUGUGAGAAGAGCAUCAGUCUAUCAGCUGCUGCAGGAGGAUCUGUGAACAUCAGCUGCAAAUACCCACAAUCCCACAUUAAUGAUGUGAAGUUUCUCUGCUGGAGAUCUGGAGAUGAUCUCUGUGCUGAAGAGUCAUCUGUGACAAAGAAAAGUAAAUGGAUUAAUAAGGGAAAGAUCAAGCUGUUUGAUGACAGGGAAAAGCAGCUCCUGUCAGGAAGCAUCAGUCAUGUGACUGAACAACAUUCAGAAUACUGGUGUGGAGUUCAGUCUGAUCAAGGACACAAGAGCUUCAUCACACGAGUUACAGACGAAGAUGAUGACACAGAUGAUGACGAAGGACUCAGGAUUGGAGACGAAGACAAUGAGGACAACAGGUAG
Messenger RNA from Megalobrama amblycephala (Wuchang bream), 810 nucleotides. Its product is annotated as polymeric immunoglobulin receptor-like. The record is from RefSeq and is a predicted model, not a curated record. The transcript has 4 exons. Lineage: Eukaryota; Metazoa; Chordata; Actinopteri; Cypriniformes; Xenocyprididae. The coding region runs from base 1 to 810 and encodes 269 amino acids.